AUGGUGGAUGGUGAAUGGAAGGAAUUCAAGCCUUCAUACCCGAUUGAAGUAGACGUGUUGGCUUUUGACAACGACCUCAGCCUACAAGAUCGAGGCUUCAUCAAAAGCGAAUUUCAAGCGAAAGUAAAAUUAUUUAAUUUCUCAUUACGACGCGGUUGA
Molecule: messenger RNA, 159 nt
Organism: Plasmopara halstedii
Lineage: Eukaryota; Oomycota; Peronosporomycetes; Peronosporales; Peronosporaceae
Exons: 2
Coding region: 1-159 (52 amino acids)
Source: RefSeq, a predicted model, not a curated record